AUGGAUGAAGAUUUAAAUAAAGAAGCAGCUGCAUACACUUUACAGAACUCCUCAGAAGCUUUGCUUUCUAUUCAGCGAUUAGAUUUCAAAACGAGUUUUCUGGAAGUAGUUGAAGAAUUGCGUAUGAGAAGAGAGGCAGAAAUUCAUUAUGAGAAGCAAAUUAGCAACUUUGUUAUUGAAAAACAGGAACUUGUAUGGCAACAGGAAGCUCUUCAAUAUCAGAUUGAAACAUUAAAAAAGCAGCAUUCAGAAGCCAUGAUAGCCUUUAAAAAACAGUUUCAAGCAAGAAUAUUUGCUACUGAAGAAGAAAAGGGGAGGUAUCUACUUGCUGAAGAAUCAAAAGAAAGAGAAAUUCAAGGACUGAAAGAAACAUUAAAAAUGUUGCAGAUUUCAAAAUAUACCUUACAAAACAAGCUUAAUGAAAUGGAACAAACAUUGCAGUUGCACAUGCUGGCAAAAGAAGACCACCAAAAGAGCCUAAAUGAAGUAGAAAAAUGCUAUGCAGUUAUUACAUGUCAAUUUGGAACCAUUAAAGGAACACAUGAGAGAUUAGAGCAGAAUGUUGUAGAAGCAAUUCAGGUCAAUAAGAAAUUGAUAGCAGUGAAUAAAAGGCAAGAAUCUGAGAUAGAUAAUUUAAAAGAGGAACUGAAGAAAGUCACUGCUGAUUUAAUAAGGUCUAAUGUCACUUUCCAGCAAAGAGCAGGAAAAGAAAAUCUCAGUCUUUUAGCAAAGGAACAGGAUUUGCAAAUGCUACAGCAAAAAUUAUCAAUGAUGACUGAAUUAAAUACAAAAUUCACUAAAGAAAAUGAACACUUGAAAAAAGAGAAGCAGACCCUUGAAAGAGAUAAUGAGCUGCAAAGGGAGAAGACAAAAGAAAAUGAAGAAAAGUUCCUUAAUCUUCAGCAUGAACAUGAGAAAGCUCAAGCAACUUGGAAAAAUGAAAUUCAACAGUUGUCUACUGAAAAUGAAACACACAGCAGUCAGAAAGAAAACAAAUAUACACAAGCAACAACCAAAGUUUCUAAUAAUCUUGAAUUAGAAAAAAUGGAAGUAAACAAUACUGUAACUUCCUCUUUGGAUUCUGAUGAAAUACACAUGGAACAAAAUUACGCAGUUAUAAAUGCAAGGGAAAUGAAUUUAAUCAGUGUUGAAGAUUUAAAUUACUUUGAAAAUUGUGUGAAUGAAGAUGAUAUAGCUUGUCUUUGCAAACAAAACCAAAGGGAGGAUUCUGAAAGCAACCCCCUCUGCAUGCUCAGUUUCAUUAUGCCAGGGCUGACCUCUGGGUCAUGUGUUGCUGAGUGUGAAAAAGCAGCUGCUAAUGAAAAAGAAGACCAUUUUUUGUCUGAUGAAAUAUAUACAAGAGUAGAAAUUAGUCCCCCAAACAGUUGCCACUCCAUGGUACCAGUCAAAGACCCUAAGUUGCUCUCAGAAACACUCAUUUCUAAGACAAAUGAAAACAUCAGCAAUGCAUCCCAUGAAUGUUCCUUCUCAAGUGAAUCACUUGAUAAAAAUUCCACUAUUCAGGACAACACUGUCAGUGAGAAAACUACAAAUAACCAAACUAAGACUAAAGUUAAUUCUGACAUCUUGUCACAGAAAAUAGAGAAUAAUCGCCCUACCUCCCACAGUGGUGGCUUACAGCAAUCUAGUGAUAUUGGUAAAGCAGAAAAGGUGACAUCAGUUCACAGCACUCACUGUGUAACCUCUAACAUCGAUUUAUAUAAACAGUUUAAUACUUCUCAUGAAGAAAUACAUAUUGAUGAUCCAUGCAAAAAUAAUAAAUGUAAGUUCGGCAGUACUUGCAGCACACCAGAGAACAUUCCACAUUUGCAUGCCUCUGUCUGUAACAGAGUAGUUCAUGUUGCCAAUGAUGACAACACCAAUUAUAUGCUUCUGGAGGAGAACUUAAAUGUAAAUGCUGAAGAAUUAUCUAAACAUGCUGAUGUAAAUGAGAUACCAAAUGAGCAGCUAGAAGAAGACAGGUUGAGACUGCCAGAAAUGUUUAUAAAGACACCUAAGCAAAGAAACGAAGUUUUGCCUCUCAGCACUAAAAAUGAAUCUCAGGCUGUAGAUUUGAAAAUCGAAAAAAAUACCAACAAUAAACAAACAGAAUUCCAGGCUUCCAAAGCUAUGAGUGAACAAUUUCUAGUAAUGAAUGAUAAAGAAACUAUAGUGUUAAAAGACAAGCAAGAGUCAUUAUGCACUACUGUUACAAGGAAAAUGACCGAGGAAGAAAACAUGGAGGAAUUGUCUUCUUUAUCCAUAAAAACAUCUGGCACUUUAUUAAGUAGAAAUGGCAAGUUAUCCUUUGAUCUGCUGAGUAAGGAUAAAACUGUGAAAAAAUCAGCAUGCUUGGAUUUACCAAGAGGAUGUCAAUGUGAAAGUCAGAUUGUGUCUUCUUCAACUUCCAGAGUGCCUUUCUUUUUGAAAGAGCAACUAAGUAUUCAAGAUAUAAAAAAUACCCAUUCAAGAAAAAUUGGGGAGAAUAUAAACAUAAAAGGUGCUGAAAAAACAGAAAAAACAAUACUUCAGUGCCUCCUCACCAUUACUCUGGCUCUGUGGGAGGUGAUUACUAUCCACAAACCAGUUUCUGUGCCUACUUGA
Sphaerodactylus townsendi is the source of this 2604-nucleotide messenger RNA. RefSeq names its product coiled-coil domain containing 73 (gene CCDC73). The transcript has 14 exons. The record is from RefSeq and is a predicted model, not a curated record. Lineage: Eukaryota; Metazoa; Chordata; Lepidosauria; Squamata; Sphaerodactylidae. Bases 1 to 2604 code for a protein of 867 amino acids.